GGUUGGUUGCGCGGACGCCGGGGAAGGAGACGCUGCCCUUCCGCAGCUAUGGGAUCCCUGCUCUGCGGAGGGACCCUCUGGUAUGUGCAUUCCUGUCUUUCCCGGCCGUGGGCGGUGCCUGGGACCCAGCCGGCAACCAGUUGAAGACGCUCUCCUUGGGAACACUCGCCCCAGGGCUCUUGCCUGCGGUGUUGCGACUGCCAUGGCGUUCCGGAGGACGGAGGGCAUGUCCGUGAUCCAGGCCCUGGCCAUGACGGUGGCCGAGAUCCCUGUGUUCCUGUAUACGACGUUUGGGCAGUCUGCAUUCUCGCAGCUGCGGCUGACGCCAGGCCUGCGGAAGGUCCUCUUUGCCACGGCACUAGGGACCGUGGCCUUGGCCCUGGCCGCCCACCAGCUGAAGAGGCGACGGCGGAGAAAGAAGCAGGUCAGCCCUGAGAUGGGAGGCGAGCGCCUGGGCACCGUGCCGCUCCCCAUCCUCAUGGCCCGGAAGGUCCCAUCGGUGAAGAAAGGCUACUCCAGCCGGAGGGUACAGAGCCCCAGUAGCAAGAGCAACGACACCUUGAGUGGCAUCUCCUCCAUUGAGCCCAGCAAGCACUCGGGCUCCUCCCACAGCUUGGCCUCGAUGGUGGUGGUGAACUCAUCCAGCCCCACGGCUGCGUGCUCGGGACCGUGGGAUGCCAGAGGGAUGGAGGAGUCUGUGACCGCCAGCGACGGCAACGCCGAGAGUCUCUACAUGCAAGGCAUGGAGCUGUUCGAGGAGGCUCUGCAAAAGUGGGAGCAGGCGCUGAGCGUGGGGCAGAGGGGGGACAACGGCAGCACCCCCACACCGGGGGACAGCCUCCGGAACCCCGAGACUGCUUCAGAGACACUGUCUGAGCCAGAGUCACAGCGGAGGGAGUUUGCAGAGAAGCUGGAAUCCCUGCUGCACCGGGCCUACCAUCUGCAGGAGGAGUUUGGAUCCACCUUCCCGUCCGAUAGCAUGCUGCUGGACCUGGAGCGGACCCUCAUGCUGCCCCUGACUGAGGGCUCGCUGCGCCUGCGGGCAGACGAUGAGGACAGCCUGACCUCGGAGGACUCCUUCUUCUCCGCCACUGAGCUCUUCGAGUCCCUGCAGAUCGGCGAUUACCCGAUCCCGCUCUCCAGGCCGGCCGCCGCCUACGAGGAGGCCCUGCAGCUGGUGAAGGAGGGGAAGGUGCUCUGCCGGACCCUCAGGACAGAGCUGCUGGGCUGCUACAGUGACCAGGACUUUCUGGCCAAGCUGCAUUGUGUGCGGCAGGCGUUCGAGGGCCUUCUGGGAGACCAGCGGAACCAGCUUUUCUUCGGGGAGGUCGGCCGGCAGAUGGUGACGGGCCUAAUGACGAAGGCCGAGAAGAGCCCCAAAGGCUUCCUGGAGAGCUAUGAGGAGAUGCUGAGCUAUGCCCUGCGCCCGGAGACCUGGGCCACCACUCGGCUGGAGCUGGAGGGCCGAGGGGUGGUGUGCAUGAGCUUCUUUGACAUCGUGCUGGACUUCAUCCUCAUGGAUGCCUUCGAGGACCUGGAGAACCCCCCGUCCUCAGUGCUCGCUGUCCUGAGGAACCGCUGGCUGUCGGACAGCUUCAAGGAGACGGCCCUGGCCACCGCCUGCUGGUCUGUCCUCAAAGCCAAGAGGAGGCUGCUGAUGGUGCCCGAUGGCUUCAUCUCCCAUUUCUACUCCGUAUCGGAGCAUGUUAGUCCUGUCUUGGCCUUUGGCUUCCUUGGACCCAAGCCCCAGCUCGCCGAAGUCUGUGCUUUCUUCAAGGACCAGAUCGUGCAGUACCUGAGGGACAUGUUUGACCUGGACAACGUGCGCUACACCUCAGUGCCGGCGCUGGCACAUGACAUCCUGCAGCUGUCGCGGCGCCGCAGCGAGAUCCUGCUCGGCUACCUGGGCACGCCGGCGGCCAGCAGCGUUGGCCUGAACGGGGUGCUGCCCCGAGAGAACGGCCCCCUGGAGGAGCUGCAGUAGCGGCGGGUGCAGGCUGGGGAGGGGCUGCCGGGGCCUCGUCCACACGGGUGACGGCAGGGAGAAGGUGCCUCCUCCCUCCUUUGGGUUGGCACCCAAGGGCCUGGGCAUCUGUGGCUGUCAGCAGCGAGAGAGCCCCGGCUGUGGAGAAGAUGGGCAUUGGCCCUUGACCUUGCCCCACCCCCAUCACCUGGGAAUCCCUGAGGCCUGGGGAGCAAACUUCCCCGGAGAGGGAUGGCGCCCCCAGGGGCCCCUGACUGCCCUCGGCCGUGCCUGGGGCAGCGGAGGCUGGGCCAGUGGCCACUGGGGCUUGAGGGAGAAGGUAGUGAGAGAGAGGCGCGUGUUGUGAGGAGAACUGGGGCACGCAGAGCUGGGGUGCCCUCGGUGUGGGACCCCAAAAUCGCCUCCCACCCCAGGGCUGCCGAUGAGGAGGGUGGCAGUGAAAGGUGGGGAUGGCAGGGCUCUGUGGUCAAGGUCGCUGAUGUCCUGAGCCAGAAGGAACCUGGGCUGAAGGGUCUCAGAAUCCAGGCCCUGACGGGCAGGCCAGCCCCAUCCGCCCCGGGGCGCUGUUAUUUUGUGGCUCCAGAGAGGGAGGGUGGGGGCCUCACUGGGAGAGUGGGGUGGUGGGCACCUUGGUGGCAGUAGGCUUGGGCUGGCAGCAGGUGGGAGAUCUGCCCUGCUGGGGACUGCUCCCCCCACCCCCUGUGCUCGCAUCUGGGCAGGGAGCUGGCCUGGGACAGGUCGCAGCAGCAAACCAGGACAUUGUCCUCUGACAUUCCCUCUCCCUGCCAAAGCCUGUCAUUUCUCUUUCCACUUCUGCCACCACCAAAGACAGGAGGUGGGGCUAGUCCUCCCGCCCCACCUGCCUUCCUCUGUGAGCCCCAAACCCCCUGGGUGGGGCCCAGCUCAGAACUGGAGGCUCUGACCAGGCCUAUCACCUGUGCUGCUGUUGGCGGUGGCCCGAGGAGCGAGGGGCCCAGGGACCACUUGGGUGGGUCAGCGGGUGUGCAGGCCUGGACCAGCUCCCCAGCCCUCCCUAGGACCAGGAACUGCCCCGCACUCGGCCUUCCCCUGGACACACAAACGCUCUCCAGAGGGGCAGCCGCCUAGGGCCCGCCUCCCUGCUGGUCCUGCAGGGGAGGCAGUCAGCACUUGUCCCCACGUCAUCUGUCCCCACACCACAGGGCUCCUGUCAGCCCGGCAGACUCAAUUCUCGCAUGGUGUCUUCACCCCAGCUGGGAUGUUUUAUUUAUUGCCUUAACACUUUAUUUUGAGGUUCUGCCCCUGUCCAGGUUGGGGGGCCUGUGAGAGACGCCCUUCUCCUGGUUCUCCGCUCUCUGGAUGUGGGGGACGGGCUCCUCAGGCCGGGGCCCCUCUCCCCUGAACGGCAGAGGGGCCCCAAGGGGGGCCAGCCUUGCCCAUGUGGGUCUGGAGGGAGAAGGAGAUGGGGGAGGGAGAUGCUGGGCGUGGCCCAUCCUCUGUGAGCCCACCUUCCUCCUGGAAUCCCCCUCCCAAGCGCCCCUCAUCUCCCCCCACCGCCCUGCACCCCCCAGACUGGGGGGCUGCUGGCACUGACCUCGGUCUGACUCCAAACCCAGCGGCCUCCUGAGAGGGGAGGACCGGGGCGGCGUCCCCCAUCCCCACAUUCCGUUCAUUUGCACUUACCCCGCGCUGUGAAUGUAAUCUUGGGCCUGGGCCCAGCCCACUCUGAUUUGCUCCCAGAUCACACAGAAGUGGCAUUUUCAUUUUGUCUCUGUUUACAGUCCAUGCACUGCCUCUGGCACUCGAUCUGUUGCAGCUUCCAACUUUUGUAUGGUAGAGCGUCUGUGCAUUGACUUCAAGUCAAAUAAAUGAUUCAGAGGACUUCCUCCCAAGUUGCUGUGCCGCUGGGUACACGUGUGGCCGUUUACUUCCUGGGCCAGGGCUGGGGACCCAGUCUUUGGGGUGCAGUUGGUGGAGGUUCCAGGAGAGCAAGGGUCGCAGCAGCCUGGUGGGGGCUUGAGGCCUUUCGGGGCCCCUUAGCCUGGCAGGGCCCCUGUGGGGGCAUGAGGGGGCGUGGCCAGUGAAAUGCUUGAGGGCACAGAUGUGGCCGAGACAGGUGGGCACAGCAGACCUGACCCUGCCUGACCUUCAGCGUGUUCACACACAGGCAGUCGCCGCAAGGUUCAUUUGAAGGUGCUUAAAAAAGAAGUUGGAAAAUUUUCAAAUGUACUGAAAAGUUAAGAAAACCACGUAAAAUCUACGCAUAAAAUCAACACCUCAACACAGUAAUUAACAUCUUGCUAUUUCUUUUAAAAAAUAUUUUAGAGAACUUUAAGGCAUGUACUUCACCCUUAAACACCUGAAAAGCAGAUCUUAAAAAUAAAGGGGUUCUGACAUGACCAAAAUACCAUAAUCCCACCUUAGAAAUGUAUCAGUCAUUCUCUAGCAUCUGCUGGGAUUCUGAGAAGUGUUUUCAAUCAACUAAUGGACUUAAAUUCCGCCUAAAAAAGAAAAUGUUUGACUCUUCCCUUUACUGAUUGUAGAGACGCGAGCUGAUAGUCUCCAAUGCUGGCAAAUAGGUUUGUUUGAUUUAAGCAGCUUUAUUAAGGUCAUUUGUAUGCCAUAAAAUGUAUUUGUUUUAAUGAUUUUUCUUUCAGUAAAUUUACAGAGUGCAGCUGUUGGGACAACAGGCUCAUUCCCACCAGCACAGAAAGCCCCUCGGCCCCCAGGCUGCUCCUUACUCUCUCAUUGUGCUUUUCAGACAUUUAUGUAAAUGGAAUCCUACAGUAUGUGGUCCUUUGUGCUCGGCUUCCAGUGACAUUUCUGAGAUUUUAUGGCAUGUAUCAAUCAUUUAUUUCUCUGUUGCUGACUAGCAUUCUACAAUAC
Pteronotus mesoamericanus is the source of this 4849-nucleotide messenger RNA. RefSeq names its product mitoguardin 2 (gene MIGA2). The record is from RefSeq and is a predicted model, not a curated record. The transcript has 16 exons. Lineage: Eukaryota; Metazoa; Chordata; Mammalia; Chiroptera; Mormoopidae. Bases 83 to 1984 code for a protein of 633 amino acids. Gene Ontology annotation, biological process: mitochondrial fusion.